AUGGCAUCAGAAUCUGGAAAUAGACGCACGUCACUCGCGUCCAUCACCACUACGAAGUCUCUCCUUAGUCGCACCCUCACCCGGAAGGAUACUCUAGACUCUUCUGAUCAACAAGGCGGUAUCAAGGGUCCAAUCGGUCUGACCACUCUGUACAGUCCUCCUGAGGACAUUGUGGUGGACUUGAUAUUUGUUCAUGGAGUCAAUGGGGGCUCUUACAGUACAUGGACUAAGAAUGGCGAGUCAUCAUUAUUCUGGCCUCAGGAGUGGCUUUCCAAGGACCAGGCCUUCGAGGAUGUGCGAAUUCACACGUUUGGAUAUGCAUCUGCCUUUAACCAGGAAUCAUUUCUCAAUAUCCCGGACUUUGCACGAUCUCUGCUGUAUGCUAUACAUGAUUCACCAGUCAUCACGAGAGAUAGCAAGGUCCCAUUAGUCUUCGUUGGGCACAGCAUGGGCGGAUUGGUCAUUAAGAAAGCGUUCAUCUCCGCCCACAGCAGUGAAGAAAUGAAGCCGCUUGCUCGCAGAGUCUGUGCCAUCUUUUUCCUCGCAACACCACACCAAGGAGCCGAUCUUGCGCAGACCCUUAGUCGGAUUUUACAGGUAGUCUCGGGAACACGGGCUUUUGUACAGGACCUUUUUCCAGGAUCGCCAGCCUUGGCAUCGAUCAACGAAGAAUUCCCCCAGCUUUGUCGUGAACUUCAACUUUUUUCAUUCUACGAAAAUAAACCGAUGAAUUUUGUCUUUGGACGAGGGUUGAUUGUGGACAAAAGCUCUGCGGUGAUGAACUACGUCAACGAAAGGAAGAUGUAUCUCAACGCAAAUCACCGGGAUGUCGCCCGCUUUGCGUCUCCAAAUGACCCAUCCUUCUUAACAGUUAGGAACUCGCUUGCAGCAUAUAUCGAUAGCAAACGAGGGUCCCAAAUCUCGAAAGGGAAGGUGAGGGAAGGUGGUCGCUUAGAGGAGUUGAAUAAAUUCUUGAGUUUUUCUGAAGCUCCGGAAGGUGACCUGAUGAGCCAAGAUAAUGCUCGGAUUCCAGGCUCUUGUGAGUGGUUUAUUCGCAAACCCUCGUUCGGGCGGUGGCUUAAUUCUGCACGUUCCCAACUUCUUUGGCUGCGAGGGCGACCAGGUGCAGGAAAGACCGUUUUGACCAGCCACAUCAUCAAUCACCUACGGAACCAUGGGCGGGAUUGUUGUUUCUUCUUCUUCAAAGACGAGGACAAAUCAAAAGUCACCAUAAGCUCUUUCCUAAGAUCUUUAGCCUGGCAGAUGGCUCAGCUACACGGCGAUAUUUUAUCUACCGUACUCGACGUCGCUGCGACAUGGCAGGACGCGGCGAUAAGCAAGGCUGACCAUAAUCCCGUUUGGCAAAGGCUUUAUCUACGUGGCUUGUUCAAAGUUCCUCUGAUGAAGCAACAAUAUUGGAUUAUCGAUGCUUUGGAUGAGUGUAAGGCAGGCACCGAACUUAUGUCUUUCUUGGCGAAGGCCCAGGAGCUAUGGCCGUUGUCUAUCUUGGUCACUUCUCGGCAUCCUAUGAUGUCUAUGAAUUUGACAAAUCCUACAGUUGAAAUCGUUUCGGAAGUGAUCGAAGAAAGAGACACGAAGGAAGAUAUAUCACUACUUCUGAGAGCCCAUGUGAACUUCCUGCCCCAGAGGAGCGAUGAAAAAAAGAUGGCGAUGGCGAAAGACAUUGCCGAGACAUCUAACGGUUGCUUUCUCUGGGUUGGCCUAGUCUUAAAAGAGCUCCAGCAAGCCAACACGUCUGCAGAUAUUCGGAGAGUAUUAGCGAGCAACUCCGAUGGUAUGGAUAAUCUUUAUCACAAGAUUUUAAUAGAUAUUGCGGACGCUCGGUUCGGGAAGGAUCUUGCAAAGGCCAUCCUUACAUGGACAGCAUGUGCAUUCCGGCCACUCUCAAUAGAUGAAAUACACCGGGCCAUUGAGAUUGGCCUCAAUGAUAAGAUAAACGAUGUUGAGCGCUCCAUCAACACGUGCUGUCGCAACGUUGCCUACGUUGACAGCCAGAGAACGGUUCGACUGAUCCACUCCACAGCUCGAGAUUUUCUCCUACGUCAAAAUACUGUUCGGGAGUUGAGAAUUGAAAGGUCAGAUGCACACAGACAUCUUACUCUGGUGUGCCUUCAAUAUCUCUCUAGCAGCGAAAUGAAGCCUCCGCGGUCAAGAAAACUGAGUCUAUCCACAGAAGCUGAGAAAAGGUCCCCGUUCGCAGACUACGCAUGCAGAUUCGUCUUCAAGCAUUUGCCUCUGGUUAUUUCAACAGAUAAUGAUGUCUUUCUUGCUCUUUCUAAAUUUCUCAUGUCGCCCAAUAUUCUGGGCUGGAUUGAGUACCUUGCUAGGCAUGGAGAAUUGCAGCUUGUGUUUCACGCAGGGAAAGCUAUUGACAAUCUAUUCGCCCGCCGUUCUAGACAUACGCCUCCAAUGGGUCUCAAAAAAGAUCUUCGGCUCAUCCAGGAAUGGGGAAAUGAUAUGGUUCAUCUGGUAACUAGAUUUGGGCAUCAACUCUCUCUUUAUCCGUUAUCAAUUCACCAUCUUGUCCCUGCUCUUUGUCCCCGAGAUUCUACUCUGCGCAAACUGUUUGGUUCAUCUCCCAGAGGACUAUCCGUGCAUGGCUUGUCAUCUCACGCAUGGGACGACUGCCUGUCCAUCAUCUCGUACCCCAAUUCGGAGAAACUUAUGAGCAUGGCAACAUCGAACAAGUACCUGGCCAUUGGCAUGGCCAAUGGGCGCAUCAUUGUUUACGACAGUUUCACAUGCCAAGAAUACAAUUUUAUCCAACAAAAAGGUGCGGUGUUGAAAUUGACGUUUGGAGAGAGUCGAAAUUACUUGGCAUCGGCUGGUGCCAAGUCUAUAUCUGUUUGGGAUUUAGAUUCUUGUUCUCUCAUGUGUACGCUGCCUAUUUCGACUCUGUGCAUCGCCAUGACAUUCUUAGAAAACGAUAGUUUGCUGCUUGGUGCGCUGAGGAACAACCAGCUUGUUCACUGGGAUAUUCAAAACGGUGGCACAUGCCAGGACGAGCCAAUCAAUUGGACGCUGGAUUUCGAGAAGGGCAAUUAUCAACGUAGACAACCGACGGGAGCAGCAUUCUGCCCUAACCAAAAGCUCCUGGCUGUGAUGUAUCGUGGGGAAGAUCUAAUUUUGUGGGACUUUGAGCUGGAAAGAAUGCACGAUAUAUACGAAAAGGAGACUGGGUCUUAUCUAUACGAGUCGUCGAAAGGAGCCGACGGAAGUACUACGGUUUGGGCCCUAGCAUUCAGUCCUGCCAUCGACGCGAACACCCUCAUUGCGGCCUACUCGGAUGGAGAUCUGGUGGUGUACGAUACCUCCUCCGGUCGAGUUCGAGGCGCUCUACGGGAUGUGAAUGCUCACGUUCUGGCAUGCUCCCCAGACGGCCGCACACUAGCAACUGCCGACUCACAGGGCACGAUUCAGCUAUACGACAUUGAAACUCUUAAAAUGAUAUACCAGCUCAAUUUCAACGACAAUCAGUCUGGAUCUGAAGCUCUAGCCUUUACUUUGGACAAUAAUCGACUUCUCGACGGUCGCGCCCAUCAAUGUCGGAUCUGGGACCCUGCUGUGUUACAGAGACAGGAAAUGGACGAAAUAAAUAGUGACACGGCAUCCAUUUCAACAAAUCCUCAAGAGAUAGACUACAAAAUCUCAGAAACAGUGAAGAUCACGGCGAUUAUUUGCGUCCAAUCUGCCUCUAUUGUUUUUUGCGGAAAAGAUGAUGGAUCUGUGCAUGUCUAUGACCUCGGCUCUGAGCAUCAGAGCCAGCAGCUGUUUGUACAGACUCAAGGGGUCUCAAUAACCUUCCUGCAUUUCGACGAGGGUAUUCUCACCUGCGCGGACUGUGGCAGUCAUGUGGUGAGCAGGAGACUUAUACGACGGCCUGGAUCGAGCUGGCUUGUCCAGAACCCAUUUCUGGACAUACGCAUAGGCACAAGCAUACAUCAGGUUCUCACAUGUAACAAGAACUCCAGGCUUCUUGUGGCAACCGAAUCCGAGGACACUCUUUGGGACCUAGCUCCCUCGGAGGAUAAGACUCCUCUCGUUCGCAACAAGGUUAUAGGAAAACGAUUUUGGAUCCAGAGCGCCAUAGAUCCGAAUAAUCUAAUCCUUGUGACGCACAUGGUAACUGUGGCGUACAAGUGGAUCUCUCUUGAAUGCAUCGGCGAUGUGCCUCCGGACACUUUUCCCCAAGAAUCGACGCUGAUUGAACGUGUAAUUCCCCUACAACACCCCCGUUUCUUUGUCACGAUAACGAAAAAUGUCUUUUCCGGUCAGGUCUCUGAGUUGCAAAUCAACGUGUGGGAUUUUAGAGAUUUCAACUCUGACAAGUCAAUUCAAUGCCCUGUGCACAGCUUUGACGCCACAUCAUCAAGAUUCGAGGCUAUGAUCGGGGCACUUGACGAGCGUAUAAUAUACCUAGACACUGAACACUGGGUAUGCUCCAUAAAUAUGGAAAAUACGGGGCAGCCUGCAAUACGACACUUCUUUUUUCCCAACGAUUGGAUGGGUUCCGUGGGUCAGUUGCUACUUGGUUUAGGGCGUGGAGGUGAGAUCAUAUUUGUUAAACUAGAUGAGCUUGUCGUUAUAAAGCGGGGUCUUGAAUACACAGAGCAAGGCAUGUUCAAUGGUUCUAGAAGGCUUAGCUUGGCUGUCAGGACGGGCUAG
Molecule: messenger RNA, 4686 nt
Organism: Penicillium taxi
Lineage: Eukaryota; Fungi; Ascomycota; Eurotiomycetes; Eurotiales; Aspergillaceae
Exons: 2
Coding region: 1-4686 (1561 amino acids)
Molecular function (GO): protein binding
Source: RefSeq, a predicted model, not a curated record